Molecule: messenger RNA, 4161 nt
Organism: Ahaetulla prasina
Lineage: Eukaryota; Metazoa; Chordata; Lepidosauria; Squamata; Colubridae
Gene: NIPAL3
Product: NIPA like domain containing 3
Exons: 12
Coding region: 396-1595 (399 amino acids)
Biological process (GO): magnesium ion transport
Cellular component (GO): membrane
Molecular function (GO): magnesium ion transmembrane transporter activity
Source: RefSeq, a predicted model, not a curated record
CCCGGAGCCAGGAGGUGCAUUUGUUUAGGUUGCUUUUAUUUAGAAUUGACUACCUGCGACCGGCAGAGGCCACCUGGGCUAUUGAUCGCCUGCCUGUAAAAAAGCUGUUUCCCCCCCCCCUCCCACUUCGGCUGGUGCGUCGAAGCUGCCGUGGAAAAAGUACUCGGGAUAAAAAAAAGCGGAGGGAAAUCCUCGAAGGAAAUUUGACCGAUCGGUCCCCGAUCCCGGGGCUUUGGCGAAGUUUUCCCAAAGGACGCCGGAGGAGGGAUUCAGCCCAGGUUAUGGCUAUUCUCUAGAGGAGGCAGAUGGGGAAGGAACCAGCGAGACCGUCUGGCCACCUCCUGGAUUUAAAGUGGUGCUGAACUUAAACACCGGAAAUGUACAGAUAACCUAAAAUGGAGAAAGCAAACAGCCCCAGCUUGCAACUCGAGCAGCUAGUGACCCAGCCAGUCCCUGUGACAGGCCACGGGGAUGCCUUCUCUUACAAGGAAAAUCUGAUUGGUGCCUUGCUGGCUAUUUUUGGGCACUUGACAAUCAGCAUUGCUCUCAACCUCCAGAAAUACAGUCAUAUCCGGUUGGUGAGUUGCAAAGAGACUAGGGCUUAUUUUAGGACCAAGACCUGGUGGUGCGGUUUGUUCCUUCUCUGCCUGGGAGAAUUGGGGGUCUUCUCCGCCUACGCUUUUGCCCCCCUGUCUCUGAUAGUGCCUCUGGGGGCCGUCUCUGUCAUAGCAAGUGCAAUCAUCGGAGUCAUAUUCAUCAGGGAAAAAUGGAAACCUAAAGACUUCUUGAGGCGUUAUGUUUUGUCCUUCAUAGGCUGCGUCUUAGCCAUUGUUGGGACGUACCUGCUAAUCACCUUUGGACCGAACAAUCAUGAAGUCAUGACAGGGGAGAACAUCAGAAAGCACUUGGUCAGCUGGCCGUUCCUUCUCUAUAUGCUGGUGGAGAUUAUUCUGUUCUGCCUGCUUUUAUAUUUCUACAAGGAGAAGAAAGCAAACUAUAUUGUGGUGAUUCUGCUUCUGGUGGCCCUCCUUGGUUCCAUGACUGUCGUUACCGUCAAAGCCGUUGUGGGCAUGGUCGCGGUUUCCAUUCGGGGGAAUAUGCAGCUGGGCUACCCCAUCUUCUACAUCAUGGCGGUGUGCAUGGUGGCGACAACAGCCUUUCAGGCAGAAUUUUUAACCCAGGCUUCCCACUUGUAUGAUGUGUCCCAGAUUGCCAGUGUGGGUUAUAUCCUGUCUACUGUGAUAGGAAUUACAGCAGGUGCAACUUUUUAUUUGGACUUUAUUGGAGAAGAUGUUCUUCAUGUUUGUAUGUUUUGUUUGGGGUGCCUCAUUGCCUUUCUAGGCGUCUUUCUGAUCACUAGAAACAAGAGGAAAUGUGUCUUUUUUGAGCCUUAUAUCUCCAUGGAUGCCAUGCCAAGCAUGCAGAAUCUGCACGACAACGGAACUGCAGUUCAACCUGAACUGAAGACUUCUUUUUCCUACGGCGCCCUGGAAAACAAUGAUAGCAUCUCCGAAAUUUAUACUCCUGCUACAUUAACCGUUGUCCAGGAAGAACAUGCUUCUUGUCGGGUCAUGUCACACAGCAAAAGCGAAUGAAUGCUCUUUGAAGGAAUACUGUAGGUGUGGUUGUCUAUUUAUUACCCCUCCCUUUCUGUUAUUUCACUCAUUGAGCCCAGAAGGCAGCUGAAGUAGGGAUGAACUCCUAUAAUAAUUCUAAAAAAAAAAUACUGAUUAAAGAUCAACGUACCUGCAGAUACAAAAGUAUUCCAUGGUAAGCUGAAUUGCACUGGAAUCCGAACAGCUGCAUCAUUGCAAAUGCAGAAGGCAUUUGAGUAGCUAAACAGACUGUAUGUAGGUGCCUACAGACGCUCUGUUAUAACAGAAGCGGUGGUUUCCUUGGGAUAACCAGGGAUUGUGUGUCUUUUAAAAACUGGAAUAAUGGCAUUCUCCAAGAGAUAUGUAUUAGGGAUUUCCCAUACUGAAAACGAAUUAUUUCCCCUUUUUCUGUUGGCAUGGCUAACCAGAGAUAUAUUGAUGCAGUUCACUAGUGUGUCCUCUGUUUUACUUAGUACUGUACUUUUCAGACUAUAAGACGCACUGCAGUAUAAGAUGCACCUUCCUUUUGGGGGGAGGAAAAGAUAAUAUUCCUUUGCCCAUUGGCCAUGGCCCGUUUGCCACCGCCGUGACCUGUUCGGCAUGGCCCAUUCACCUCGCCCAUUUGCCGCAGCCUGUUCGCCACCACGGCCUGUUUGGCGCAACCCAUUCACCGCUGCCCAUUCACCGCCACCACGACCUGUUUGCCGGCGUCUGUUUGCCAGCAUCUGUUUGCCGGCACCAUGGCCUGUUUGCCACAGGCCAUGCUCUGUAGCCACCUGUUUGCCGGCACUGCAGCCCAUUUGGUGUGACCCAUUCAUCACCGCUGAUCCCCACUGCCUGGAACUGGCUGAAAAUGCGACGCAUAGAGGCCAAAAACAGGCGAAGGGUGAGGACUGGCAGGUGGGUGGGCCUUUGGCAAUAGUUGGUGUAUAAGAUGCACUGCAAUUUUCACCCACUUUGUGGGGGGGAGUGUGUCUUAUAUUUCGAAAAGUAUAGUAUAUCUUGUUCUACCAAACCUGGGAAUUGAGAGGCAGGAUAUAUUCUAGUAUUCUGUUACCCUGGUCAAAGGGUUUAGUCAACAGUUCAACAUUUUUUCCCAUGAAAACUAUGCAACUGAAGACAUAUCGCCACUGAGAAUUGUACCUUUCAGAUCAACACACCAUGAUUUAGUUAGGAGUCCAACGUUGGUCUGCAACUCCAGGUGUUGAGAAUGUGAUGACACGUGUUUUGCUAAUCCAAAGACCACCAUCUUGAAAUCAUAAUGUUUGUGUUUUUAAUAAUUGUCCUGAAAAUGAAAUUCUAGAUUGUAAUGUCUUUUGCAUUAGGCCUGGUCUUUAUAUUUAGCGGAUUUGGGUAAUAAUACAGGAUGAAUGGCAUCAUUUCGUAGUAAUGUUUGGAGACUGCAAUUGAAAUGCUUUUUUGUGGAUUAAAAAUACGUCUCUGCAAAUAGAAAGAAAGCCAGCUUUUGCAGAUGUCACUGAGUUGUGACCAAAACCACCUUCCUUCUCUCCUGUGUGUGAUAUUUAUGUUUAAAUGUGCAGGAAUUAUUUAAAUGGAGGAGCAUUUAAAAAUAUCCUGGUGCUUCAACUUCCUGUCUAUACUACUGCAACCUAUUUUGCUAUCUCUGGCCAUUUUGCCCGUAAAUAAAGACACUGAUUUCCUGCAAGUUUUUGUUUUUAAUUUCUACUGUAUCACGAUUCUAUCUGCUCCUUCUUCCCAGCAGAUGACAACACUUAGACAACCUUGGCUGAUCUUAAAAAGCUAAGCUCUGUUAGAUGUGGUUUAGUAUUGAGGAUGGAUGACCAGUGGAAAAUCCCCAGUUGUAGGGUGUUUCUGGAAAAUGUAAAAAGCAUCUCAGAAAAUACAGUCCCUACCCUUUUCAGGUUUCUGGUGGUUGCCAGUAGAAAUGAAUAGAUUUUAACCCCGGUUUUGUGGAAGAAUUAACAUGAAUGUCAACCUUGCUGCGGUUUUCAACGGCCCUGUGGAGUCUGAAUGGAGGAUACUCAGGUAUUUUGGCCCACUUUCACAGAGUGAUUUGCACUUAAGAUCCAUGAAGAUCCAUGGGCAGUAUGAAAUAAAGGCGUGUUUCUCAACCUUGGCAGCUUGAAAAUGUGUGACCUUCAACUCCCACAAUUCCCCAGCUGGUUAGGGAAUUCUGGGAGUUGAAGGCCACACAUCUUAAGGUGCCCACGUUUGAAAAGCACCUCUCUAAACAUCUUCAGAAUCUCCAACUUUCUUUUUGAUUAUUGCUUUGAUACCUUCUGGAGAUACCUGUAGGAAAUUGAAUUUCUCCCCAUGCCAUCAAUCUUCCCUAAUAUCAAACAAAUAUUUAGGUGUAACUGCAAAGGAAAAAAAGAAAACUUCCUGGGUUAUUGAUCUGGGAAUCCUUUUACAAGCAUAGAUUGUCUGGAAAUUCCUCUUAAAUUCCUCUUGAGGAGACAGUCAUGGUCCUUUUCAGAAUGCUACCUAACGUUCUUGUCUCACUGAUUUCUAGAAUGACUAACGUAUUUGUUGACUGAAAGUACUGUCUUCACCAUGGUAUGUGUAAAUAAACAAAGCUUUACGA